AAACACGAAAUAUUUAGAUAACCAGAAACAAUUCAUAUUUGACAUACUAUGAAAAUAAACACUUAAUCCUCUCCCCUACCAUGGUGACGUCAGAAAGUCAGGUGCACAAGUCUUUCCACGGUCAGCCCCGCCCAGGCCCCACCCCUGGCCGCCCCGACCACGCCCAUCAGCUCCCCCGCCCUCGUUGCCAUGGUGAUCGCCGCUUUGGGUCGGCGUCCCGGAGUCUCCCGCAAGGCUCUGGUUGCUAUGGUGAUGGCGGCGCAGGGCGCUGGAGGGACUUUUUCGGCCGUGAGCCCCGCCCCCAGCGUACGGGAUUCGUCGAAAGCAGGCGGGUCCCGCGGGGUGCUCGUUGCCAUGGUGAUCGCGGCCUCGACCCUCCGGGACUAGGCAGCGCCAGGAACUGUGUCAGCGGUCGCAGGAUUCCUGGAAGGAUGAGGUCCUCCCUGACACCUUUGGGGCCCUCUGUGAGCCGGGACCGCGUCAUCAGCAGCUUCCCUAAGUGGUACACACCCGCCGCCUGCCUGCAGCUCCGGGAGCACUUCCACGGGCAGGUCAGCACUGCCUGCCAGCGCGGGAACACGGGGACCGUAGGGCUCAGACUCUCCAAGGUGGUGGUGGUCGGCGAUCUCUACGUGGGCAAGACCAGCCUCAUCCACAGGUUCUGCAAGAAUGUCUUCGACCAUGACUACAAGGCCACCAUCGGGGUGGACUUUGAGAUUGAGCGGUUUGAGGUCGCUGGGACCCCCUUCAGUCUCCAGAUCUGGGACACAGCAGGGCAGGAGAAGUUCAAGUGCAUCGCAUCUGCCUACUACCGGGGUGCCCAGGUGAUCAUCACGGCCUUUGACCUCACUGACGUGCAGACCCUGGAGCACAGCAGGCAGUGGCUGGAGGACGCGCUGAGGGAGAACGAGCCGGGCGCCUGCUUCGUGUUCCUCGUGGGGACCAAGAAGGACCUGCUGUCAGGGGCCGCGUGCGAGCAGGCGGAGGCGGAGGCGGUGCGCCUGGCCAACGAGAUGCGCGCUGAGUAUUGGUCCGUAUCGGCCAAGACCGGGGAGAAUGUGAAGGCGUUUUUCAGCCGCGUGGCUGCCCUGGCCUUCGAGCGCUCAGUAUUGCAGGACUUGGAGCAGAGGAGCAGCGCCCCGCUGCAGGUCGGCGGCGGGGACGUCAUCCGUAAGCUCAGGGCCCCCGGGCUGGGGAGGGGCUCACGCCCAACAUCUGCAUCCACCACCCUCUGCUGGGACUCGACCAGACAUCUACCCGGCUUGUCUGGGCCCCUCUCCCAUCCCGCUGACCUCCGGCUGCAGGUCCCCCGCCUGCCGGGCAGCUCAGGUGCCCAGUCAAUGCCAGGUGACUUCUCCCCUUGCUGCAGGGAUGGAGGGACAUCGACCCGAGGCCCCGGACAGCAGGAGGCCCUCCGGCCCGAGUUGUUGUUAGCCAGGCCUGCAAGCAGAGGCCUCCCCACCCUCCACGAGGCAUGCCGGUGGUGCGUCCGUGACAUGGAGGGGGACACGGAGCACCCACCGUGCUGAGCCCCAGGGCCCCCCGCCUCCUCUUCUCCGUAGCAGGGUGGGAGCCAGAGGAGGCCCCCACUGCCACCCAGGGCCCCAUGCUGGAAGGCCAGUCACACCUACAAAGUUGCCCGUCAGCCCCAGAGGCUCAUGACUGCAGGCAUGGCACCUGUCUCCUGGGUCCCAGAGCCCGGGCACAGCCAGGGCUCCCCAGGCCUCUCCCCAGCCUUCCUGGGUUGGCCUCGGAGUCCCCCUCAUCUCGGGCCCAGGCGAGUGGGACUCGCCGACGUCAGCGGAAGCCCAGGGAAAGCUGGGUUUCUCUCCCGGCCCUGACUCUUCUAUGAGCAGGGCUGGGCCUCACCGUCCACCGUCCCUCCGCCACGGACUUGUGUGCCCCUCUCUGGCCACCGAGGGGCCACCUCUGGCUGCGUCGUGACCCGUGAUAUCCUGCCCCCUGGGUCAGGGGCUGAGGACGGGCAGAACGGGCCACGCACACCCCCACCCACCCCUGGGGAUGAGAAGGUGCCGCGCGCAGGUCUCUGGGGACCCCCGUGAUGGCCCACGUGUCUGCAGCACAUCGGAGGCGCUCCAGCACCUGCAGGCAGGCUCCCCGUCUCCAUGGUCCUCCUGACCCCUGGAACAGGCGGAUGCCCCGGCCUCCCCACCCCAGCUCCCGCCCAGAGUGCUUGGCCCGCUCCAGGCUGCCGUGGGGCUCCUCCACAGGGCCUCCUGAGCCCCCACCCCACGGCCACGGGCGGGCGCACGUCUAGCCUCCGUCCCUGGGGACCGCGAGUGUUUCUUGGGCAGCCGGUGGGCAGCGACUGGGGGAUGCCGCGUCUUCUGUUUGGUCUGCCUUCCCCAUGUCUUCAGCUCUCCUUUUCAUAGACGGAGGGUACUCCUUUGUGUAAAGCACUCCCGCAGGAACGGCAAACGCCUGUGAGAUGGGGCAGCACAGGGCUCAGCCUCCAGGGAGGCGCCCCCCAUGGGCCGACGUAAGCAGCGCAGGCCUCCUGCUCCUCGUUAGCUGUGAAACCAGCGUGACCUCUCCCUGGCCCACCGGGCGGCCUUCCUCCCAGGCUGGGCGAGCCUGCGUGUCCCUUCAGGGCUGCAGAUUUGACUUCCUGCAGAUGGGCCAGAGUCCGUUCAGGCCGCCCGGACCUGGGACAGUCGGCUUUUCACUUCUCUUCACUGAGAUGACGGUCCUCACAGCGGCAGUUUUCCGCGCUCGGGAUUCCCCGCAGAGAUCUAGCUGGGCCUCCGGUGGGCUGGCCCACCAGACCCAGCCUCGGCUGCGCCAGGCCCGGGCUUGGGGCACACGAGAGACAGCUCGGGAUGGCCCCCUAAGCUGCCCGGUGGGAAACUCCCCUCCUGGGCCCCCCGUGUGUGUCCGGCUAUUACGGCGUCUCUUCUGAAGCUGCCGUGGGCCCACUGAUCCCACAAGUCCACAGAGACAGUGACGUGUCUGGGCGCCGACGCAGGGCUGUGUGCAAGCACUUCCGAGGCGUCUGGAGGAAACGGGGGCCUCAGACGCAUCCAGAGCCCCCUUCAGUCUGGCGACGGAACACAGGCCUCUCCCGAGGGACCACAGGCUCCUGAGGGCCUUGGGCGCGUGAGCCGGACGCCUGAGGUCGCCUGAGAUGGAGGGCCUCAUCAAUAAUUGAUUCUGCAGAAGGUGGGGGAGUUCCAGCCAAGAGAGGAGGAAAGGUCCACGGCUCACUCACUCGGAGCCCGGGGCCAGCGAAGCCCUGCAGAGACCCUGCUCCCCACUGUGGGCCGGGGCUGGGGGCCUGCAGCAGGUGCCCCGCCAGGCGCCCUCCAGCACACCGCCACGGGCAGGUCUACAGCACAGCUGUAUCGAUCACCCCCAGUUUCCGGUCUUGCCUGCAGCUCCCUGGGGUUGAAGGAUGAUGGAUGACAGCUGGGGGGUCAUGAGGCCACAUCCCCACGUGAAGGGAGCCCUCCUCUGGCCCCCAAAGCUGGUGGGGAUGAGGGCGCACAUAGAGCAGAGAAGCAGCGAAACACAGUCCCCCUUCCUGCUGUGUGAGACCAUCAGCAGUCACUCCCCACGCCUCCCAUCCCCGUCCCCAGGUGACCACCAGCCAACUUUCUGUCCCCAUAGGCUUGGUCUGUUCUGGACAUUUCAUGUAAACGGAGUCACACAAUA
Bubalus bubalis (water buffalo) is the source of this 3672-nucleotide messenger RNA. RefSeq names its product RAB36, member RAS oncogene family (gene RAB36). Gene Ontology annotation, molecular function: GTP binding; GTPase activity. The transcript is spliced from 12 exons. The record is from RefSeq and is a predicted model, not a curated record. Bases 81 to 1529 code for a protein of 482 amino acids. NCBI's taxonomy places the organism in Eukaryota, Metazoa, Chordata, Mammalia, Artiodactyla, Bovidae.